This is a messenger RNA of Harpegnathos saltator (Jerdon's jumping ant), 368 nucleotides long. RefSeq names its product mitochondrial pyruvate carrier 2. The record is from RefSeq and is a predicted model, not a curated record. NCBI's taxonomy places the organism in Eukaryota, Metazoa, Arthropoda, Insecta, Hymenoptera, Formicidae. The transcript has 3 exons. Bases 6 to 368 code for a protein of 120 amino acids. Gene Ontology annotation, biological process: pyruvate import into mitochondria. Gene Ontology annotation, cellular component: mitochondrial inner membrane.
AGACGAUGACGUCGCCCGGUAAUAGCAGCGCUUAUCGCAGAUUAAUGUCGCAGAUCGCCACGUUCCUGCCAGAGCGAUUUCGUGCCGCGUUUCUGCAUCCUGCGGGCCCGACUACUGUAUUUUUCUGGGCGCCGACGUUCAAAUGGGGUCUAGUACUUGCGGGCAUAGGUGAUCUCAAACGACCUCCGGAUACGAUUUCUCUCAGUCAAACUGCGAGUUUGAUGGUCUCAAGCGCAAUAUGGUCCAGGUACUCGCUGGUGAUCACGCCUAAGAACUACAAUCUGUUCAGCGUGAAUUUGUUCGUCUGCGGCACAGGAAUGUACAACUUCAUCCGAGGAGCGAGAUACCACAUGAUCGAAGACACAUAA